GUUGGGAAGCGGGGCGUCCGCUCGAUAGAGCGCCACCCACCAGCUCUAGCGGCUGCCUCGCCUGCAGCGCCCCCUACCGGACCGGCGGGGGAGGGGGAGGACGCAGCCACGCUCACGCUCCCCGCCCCGGUAGCGCGCACGCGUCACCGCCUGCGCCGGAGCACAGCGAUGGAGGGUGCGCUGUAUGACGGGCUGCCCCAGGAGGCGGCGAAGGAGCUGCGCCUGCAGCCCCAAGGGUCAGAGGAGGCCAGAGCGUUUGUGAGCGCCUUCCUGAAGCGCAGCAUGCCCAAGAAGAAGGAGGAAGCCAUCCAGGACGUGUUGACGCGGAAGGCCGUGGUUCUGGAGCACCGCUGCAGGAGGAGGAAAAAGCCGAAGAGGAGGAAAACAAAAACCUUCACGGCCAAGCAGAGGCGGGAGCUGCGCCUGUUUGAAAUCGAGCCCGAGCAGCAGAGAUACGAACUCUUUCUACCACUACAUGAACUCUGGAAGCAGUAUAUCAGAGACCUAUGUUAUGGACUUAAACCAGAUGCGCAACCACAGAUGGUUCAAAGCAAACUGCUAAAAGCUGACCUCCAUGGAGCUGCUGUUACAGUCACAAAAUCCAAGUGCCCAUCUUACGUUGGGAUAACAGGAAUAAUUCUACAGGAAUUUAAACAUGUCUUCAAAAUUAUUACUAAAGACAACAAAUUAAAAGUUGUUCCCAAAAUUAACAACGUAUUUAGCUUGGAGACUGAUGGAUUCAUUUCCUACAUCUAUGGAAGCAAGUUCCAGCUUCGAGCAAGUGAGCGGUCUGCAAAGAAGUUCAAGUUGAAAGGAACUAUUGACCUAUGAUUUCAUAGCAAAUCAAAAGGAAACUUAAGAUGUCUGCUGUUUUCCUGCAGUUUAAUAAACAGGUUUUCUGGCAGACUGAAAAUAGAGUUAACUAGUAGAAACUUUUCUUAAGUUUUUCUUCGUACUGAAGAAUGGUUUCUCCUGUCUUUAAAGCAGUCUGUCAAACUGCUGGAAUCUUAGUUGCAUCUUUUUGUAAACUGUGUGUAAUGUUCUGCUUUCUAUUAAACUUGUGAUUAGUACUGAU
Tympanuchus pallidicinctus (lesser prairie-chicken) is the source of this 1075-nucleotide messenger RNA. RefSeq names its product POP4 homolog, ribonuclease P/MRP subunit (gene POP4). NCBI's taxonomy places the organism in Eukaryota, Metazoa, Chordata, Aves, Galliformes, Phasianidae. Gene Ontology annotation, molecular function: ribonuclease P RNA binding. Bases 169 to 831 code for a protein of 220 amino acids. Gene Ontology annotation, cellular component: ribonuclease P complex; ribonuclease MRP complex. The record is from RefSeq and is a predicted model, not a curated record. The transcript is spliced from 7 exons. Gene Ontology annotation, biological process: tRNA 5'-leader removal; rRNA processing.